This is a messenger RNA of Copidosoma floridanum, 1185 nucleotides long. RefSeq names its product 5'-3' exoribonuclease 1-like. NCBI's taxonomy places the organism in Eukaryota, Metazoa, Arthropoda, Insecta, Hymenoptera, Encyrtidae. The record is from RefSeq and is a predicted model, not a curated record. Gene Ontology annotation, cellular component: nucleus. Gene Ontology annotation, biological process: rRNA catabolic process; nuclear-transcribed mRNA catabolic process. Gene Ontology annotation, molecular function: 5'-3' RNA exonuclease activity; RNA binding.
AUGUUUUUGGCGUUCGAUGGUGUCACACCAAGGGCCAAAAUAAAUCAGCAACGUGCCACUCGGUUCCGAGUUUCAAAAAAAUUUGACGACGACAACGAGCUUGGAGAACAGCAGGAAUUGCUCGACACUAAUUGUAUUACACCCGGCACCACCUUCAUGGCCGAGCUGAUCGAGCACAUGAGACACUUUGUAGCCUACAAAAUCUCCACGGAUCCUAUGUGGCAAGGAUGCAAAAUUAUCCUCAGUGGCCCAGAGGUGCCAGGUGAAGGAGAGCAUAAAAUCAUGCAAUACAUUAGGUAUGAAAAAACUUUGAACACCUACGACUGCAAUACAAGACAUUGCGUGUACAGUAUUGAUGCGGACAUGAUCGUGCUAGGCCUGUGUUGUCGUAUCGUACACUUUUCUUUGAUCCAAGAAACCAUUCGGUUUGGCAAAAGAAAACUUCUCUUGACUCCAGAAGAAUCCGAAUUUCAUUUGUUGCACUUGUGCGUGUUGCGAGAGUAUUUGCAAAAAGAGUUCGGAUACUUAUUCGACGAUCGGGGUAUUGUGGGAUUCGAUUCAGAAAAAAUCAUCGACGACUGGGUGUUACUUGGGUUCUUGGUUGGCAACGAUUUUGUACCUCAGUUGCCGAAGUUGAAUAUAGUGGAUGGUGCUCUGCCUUUUUUGUACAAGAUCUACGUUGACGUCUUUCCUAAUCUGAAUGGGUAUAUCAAUGAAUCCGGAGUCCUGAAUCUGAAGCGAUUCGAGAUGUUCUUGAAGUACCUUUUUAGCUUUGAAAAGAAGCUUGAAUCCGAGAGCUCAGCUGAAACUCGAUUUUUAACUAACUCUAACGAUGACGGUGACAAGUUUGCGGACGUUCCAUUGAAAACUGCAAUAAAUUCGGAUAUUCAAACAAAUCUAAGAUUGCAAGAUUUGAAAUUGGAUGACUCAGAAUGUUCGACAAAGUCAGAAUAUUACAAAACCAAACUUAAAGUGACAAAUUUUGAAGAAUCAGAUGUAAAAGUAAUGGUAACCGAAUACGUAAGGGCCGUGCAGUGGACGUUGGCUUACUACUAUCAAGGAUGCAUUAGUUGGUCGUGGUAUUAUCCGUAUCAUUAUGCUCCACACAUAUCACUUGCUGGCGGUAUUACCACCUACAAGCAGACACUUGCUGCCAAAAGCAUACCAAACUCUCUUAAUAAGUGA